Clonostachys rhizophaga is the source of this 1551-nucleotide messenger RNA. The record is from the annotation of a GenBank genome assembly. Lineage: Eukaryota; Fungi; Ascomycota; Sordariomycetes; Hypocreales; Bionectriaceae.
AUGGCCUCUGCGACGAGCGGGGCGUACCCCCCGGCCCUGGAGAGCCACGAGCAGCAGCACAUUGUCGAGAUCAUCAAGGAUUGGACCAUUGGCAACGGCCUGGCCCUGCGUCCACCGCCUGCAGUCAUCUCUACAGAGGCCGACCCCAGGGGAAUCUCGGCCGUCAGCGCGCCUGUCACCAUCUUCCCAAGCCCAUUCCCCAAGGUCUGCUUUGAGCAGGCCAAGUUGGUGCAACGCGCCUACAAUGAGCUGUAUGCGGCUGUCAGCCGUGACGAGGAAUUCCUGAAAAAGGCUGUGGACGAGGUCAUUGAUGGCGAUGAGUUCAUUGGGAACCUCUGGAACAUUCACCUCAAAGUCAAGGCUGAGGGAUACACUCAGUCUACCUCUCUCGGCCUGUUCAGAUCCGACUAUAUGGUUCACCAAGACUCAUCAGCCAACCCACCAAUUCUUCAGGCGAAGCAAGUUGAGUUUAACACAAUUGCUGCGUCGUUCGGUGGGCUCUCACACUACACAUCCGCACUUCACAAGUUUUUAGCCACUACGGAAUACCCCCUGCUGAACCAAGCCAUCCAAGCCGGCUCACUGGAUUUGCCAGCCAACCCCUCCACUGAGGGCCUGGCCUCUGGUAUCACGGCGGCCUAUCAUGCAUACGGCGAGCCUACUCUAGGUCACCCCAAAUGUGUCAUCUUCCUUAUCCAGAAAGGCGAGCGCAAUGUCUUUGACCAGCGACAUCUAGAGUACCAAGUCGUCAAAGAUUCACCAUCCACCCCGGUGUUUAGACUUGCAUUCUCCGAGAUAUUCGAAUACACAUCGCUUGCAGAUACCGAGAAACGACAGCUUCUCUACCGCCCCCCUCAAAACCCCUCCAGAGUGUACGAAGUGGCGGUCGUCUACAUCCGGGCAGGCUACGGACCCGACGACUACCCCGACCAACGAGCCUGGGACGCCCGGUACCAUCUGGAGCGCUCAAACGCGAUCAAGUGCCCCACGGUUCUGACCCAAGUGGCCGGCAUCAAGAAGGUCCAGCAAAUCCUCGCCACACCGCGGCCGUCCACCGAGCCUUCAAUCCUGGGGAAGUUCAUCGACGACAGCACAAAGGAAGCGCAGGAGCUUUGGAAGACUUUCACCAACAUCUACCCCAUGGACACCUCGGAUUCCGGCCUGGAGGCAAGAAAGAAGGCCCUGGACCCAGAGCUCUGCAAAGCCUACGUGCUUAAGCCCCAAAGGGAAGGCGGAGGCAACAACAUCUACCGCACCGCCAUCCCAGAGUUUCUCAAAACCAUCCCCGAAGCGCACUGGAAUUCGUACAUUCUCAUGGAACUCAUCACGCCGCCCCCGGUGUCCAACAUCAUCCUCCGCAACGGCCAAAUCGAAAAGGGCGGUGUUAUUUGCGAGCUUGGUGUCUUCGGAUCCUGUGUCUGGGAUCAAAAGACUGGGGAGGUCAAGCACAACAAGGAGCACGGCUACCUGCUUCGAACCAAGGGUGAUCAGAGCGAGGAGGGCGGGGUGGCUGCUGGAUAUGGCUGCAUGGAUAGCGUCUCCCUCAUAUAG